AACACAACCUUACACGAAAUUUGCAGUUCUUUCUUCAAUCUUAAUUUCUGUUCUUGUUCUGUCUCUCAUGGGAAGUCAUGGCAGAAAGAAGUUUUCGCUCUUCAGCUUAUUUAAAGCAAGAAGGUCGUCUCAUCAUAGAGUUGAAGCUGAUGCAUCCUGGGACGACGUCGUUUACACAAGAAAGGCAUGGGCCAGCGACGAGGACAAGCGUUACUGGGUGGCUGAGCCAGGUAUUGACCGUAAAGCUUCUGCUUUCAUCGCUAAGUUCCAUGCCUCUCGUGUCUCUGAGUCCGAACGCCAAACUCUCCCUCCUUGCCAAUCUCAUCAUAACUAGUCAUCACCAUGAUGACGAUGAUGACGAUGAUGAAUGGAAGAAGGCCUAGCUAGGGCUUAUUUAGUUUGGUUUGCUAUGUAUAUUGUCGUUUCUUUUCUAAUGUGUUGAUGAUUAUCCUUACGAUGAUUUGUUUAUAAAAUGUCUUAAAUGUAGUUUUACACACUAAUAUUUUUAAAUGAA
This is a messenger RNA of Camelina sativa (false flax), 514 nucleotides long. RefSeq lists its product as uncharacterized. NCBI's taxonomy places the organism in Eukaryota, Viridiplantae, Streptophyta, Magnoliopsida, Brassicales, Brassicaceae. The record is from RefSeq and is a predicted model, not a curated record.